This is a messenger RNA of Pygocentrus nattereri (red-bellied piranha), 1820 nucleotides long. RefSeq names its product solute carrier family 25 member 17 (gene slc25a17). The transcript is spliced from 9 exons. Gene Ontology annotation, biological process: transmembrane transport. Lineage: Eukaryota; Metazoa; Chordata; Actinopteri; Characiformes; Serrasalmidae. Bases 123 to 1076 code for a protein of 317 amino acids. Gene Ontology annotation, cellular component: peroxisomal membrane. Gene Ontology annotation, molecular function: FAD transmembrane transporter activity; ADP transmembrane transporter activity; coenzyme A transmembrane transporter activity. The record is from RefSeq and is a predicted model, not a curated record.
CGCCGUCGGCUGGAAACAGCAGCUUUAUGUGUUUGAAGAGUGAAGAGUGACGUUGCCGGUUCAGAGGCGACUAAACUAAAGUUCUCAUAAACAACCAGGAGCCGCUUCAGAUCCGCAUCCAGAUGGACUCGCAGAGUUUUUACCUUGCAGAGGUUUUUUCUUACGAAAGUCUCGUGCAUGCGAUGGCCGGAGCGAUGGGCAGCGUGACAGCAAUGACCGUGUUUUUUCCCCUGGACACGGCGAGGCUUCGGCUGCAAGUGGAUGAUAAACGGAAAGCUAAGUCCACACCAGCUAUCCUGGCGGAGAUCAUUAAGGAGGAAGGCCUUUUAGCUCCCUACAGAGGUUGGUUUCCAGUCAUUUGCAGUCUCUGUUGCUCCAACUUCGUCUACUUCUACUGCUUCCACAGUCUGAAGGCCAUGUGGCUUCAGGGCCAAAAGUCAACCCCAGGGAAAGACCUAAUCAUCGGCAUUGCCGCAGGUGUAGUGAAUGUUCUUGUUACAACGCCACUCUGGGUGGUCAACACCAGACUCAAACUGCAGGGGGCAAAGUUCAGGAAUGAAGACAUAGAACCCACGCACUAUCGUGGGAUUGUAGAUGCAUUAGUCCAGAUUGUGCAAAAUGAGGGAGUGGGUGCUUUGUGGAAUGGGACAUGUCCCUCUCUGCUGCUAGUGCUGAACCCUGGCAUCCAGUUCAUGAUAUAUGAGACUCUGAAGAGGCAUCUGAGGGGAGGAGUGCACAGAGAGUUGUCAUCGUUGGAGGUGUUUGCUAUCGGAGCCAUAGCAAAAGCUGUAGCUACUACUGUAACAUAUCCACUGCAGACAGUGCAGUCCAUCCUACGGUUUGGUCAGCACAGGCAGCCGACAGAACAGUCCAAACUUCAAAGCAGCCUGAGGAGUGUUAUGUACUUGAUCAUCAACAGAGUCAGGAGGUCAGGUAUAUUGGGGCUGUUUAAAGGACUGGAGGCUAAACUGCUUCAAACAGUCCUCACUGCUGCCCUCAUGUUCCUGCUGUAUGAGAAGAUCGCUGCAGCCACCUUCAGGGUUAUGGGGAUUAAGCGGCCUUUGACCUCGCGCUGAACUCUGACCUCAUGAACGUUGCCUUAGUUCAACAAGAUGGUGAUGACGACGACUAGGCUGUAAUGAAAAUGUAUCCCAAUCUGUGUUUCAAGGCACAGUAGCUCUAUUCAGAUGGGAUUCAUUUUCCAUAUGGAAGUGGAAUAAUGCCAGUUGACCAUGUAAUGUUUCACAAGAGAUAAGAAAUCUGUUUUAAUGAUUAGAUGGCUACUUGAUUUAUGUACCACCUUUACUCCAGAAAAGAGGAGAAGACAUUUAAAAAGCAACACCAACAGGCUUUUAGCCCAGCCUCCACCUGGUCAUCGUGAUGGUAUCAUUAGCAGGUCAUGCUCAUACAAUGAGCCCUUUUCACAGAUGUGAUGUCAAUGUUAUUCUAUUGUACCUUUGCAAUUAAACACUGUGCUACAACAGCCAUAUUUUAGUUUCAGUGCAGUGUCGCAAUAAAUAGUGGGAACACAAAGCGGACUGAAGUACUGAUUAAUCUCGAACAGAUCUAAAAUGCUGUGUGUGCAGUGUAGCCCUAUUUACUGCUGCUUCAUCUGCUCACAUCCAGCAGUCUUUCCAGUAAUUUCUGUAAUAUUUGUUUUUGUUUUUUUUUUUAAAGAAAGUGGAACUACUAUUUGUAAUUUGAAUAUUAUGGACUUAAGUUAUAGCUAACAAUGGCUAUUUCCCAGCUAACAUAAGCUUUUUGCAUGACAUUUACCAGUAAAGUUUGUACUCAUAUCUUCAAAAAGCUAUCACAGUAAA